UGCCUUUCCCAGGCGUCUUGCGACGGGUGUUCCACCGAGGGAGAGAAGGAGGUUUGGGUACUAUGGAGCAUCGCAGAGUCCCUCCUCUUUCUUGUUUCCCACGACCGGAGGGAGAAUUUGGCUUCUGCGUGCCUGAAGAAAAGAGAUCCAUAGUGUCCUUUGAGAAGGUAUCCGUGUUCUUUACAGAGGAGGAAUGGCCUCUCCUGGAUCCAGACCGGAGAAGACUCUUCUGGGAAGUGAUGGAGGAAAAUUGCGAGACCGUGACCUCUCUGGGUACAGAAGGAAAAAUAUGGAAUGUGGAAUUCCACAGGUUCUCUCUUCUUUCUUUUUUCCCAUGGCUGGAGGGAGAAUUUGGCUUUUGUACCUCUGCAGGAAAGAGAUCCUCAGUGUCCUUUGAGGAAGUAGCCAUGGUCUUUAUGGAGGAAGAAUGGGCUCUCCUUGAUCCAGGCCAAAGAAAACUCUUCUGGGAAGUGAUGGAGGAAAACUGUGAGACCAUGGCAUCUCUGGUUGCAGAUGUGAGGGAGAUGGUGUGUGUGAAGGAAUUCAGAAGGAGAGUUGUGGAAAUAGACAGCUGUCUGCAGGCAGACUCAAAAUCUUGGGAUGAAGCGGUACCAAAGCGAGAGUGCAGAAGGAAGAAGGAAUCAAAAAACAAGCAGAUGAAGGAACUGGUUGCCUGUCAGAGUACAAAUCAACCUGAGGCCUCAGCCCAAAAGAGAACACAAAAGAGAAAGAUAGAGCACAAGGAUCUCCUGAAUCAGAGAGGAUUCAGUUGUAAAUUCAGUGUUAAAAUAUGUCAGAAUGUUACAGCAUGGUGGAAAACAUAUAAAUGCUUGGUAUGUGGAAAGUUCUUCUCUCAGAAUGGCCACCUCACUUCACAUCAGAAAGUUCACACAGAAGAGAAACCAUGUAAAUGUUUAGAGAGUGGAAAGUAUUCCUCUCAGAAUGGCCACCUAACUGUCAAAUCAUAUCAAAAGACUCACACAGUGGAGAAGCCAUAUCAAUGCUUACAGUGUGGAAAGUGCUUUUCUUGGAAUGCCAGCCUAACUGCACAUCAUAAGAUUCAUACAGGAGAGAAGCUGUAUCAAUGCUUAGAGUGUGCAAAGUGCUUCUCUCAGAAUAGUGACCUAACAAGGCAUCAAAAGAUUCAUACAGGGGAGAAGCCAUAUAAAUGCUUCAAGUGUGGAAAGUGCUUCUCUCAGAAUGGCAGCCUAACUGCACAUCAAAAGGUUCACACAGGGGAGAAGCCAUAUAAAUGCUUGGAAUGUGGAAAGUGUUUUUCUCAGAACAGCAACCUUAUUAGACAUCAAAGGUUUCACACAGAGGAGAAGCCAUAUAAAUGCUUGGAGUGUGGAAAGUGCUUUGUUCAGAAUAGUGACCUAACUAAACAUCAGAAGGUGCACACAGGGGAGAAACCAUAUAAAUGCUUACAGUGUGGAAAGUGCUUCUCUUGGAAUGGCUACCUAAGUGCACAUCAAAAGACUCACAUAGGGGAGAAGCAAUACAAAUGCUUGGAGUGUGGAAAGUGCUUCUCUCAAAAUGGCCACCUGAGAGCUCAUCAAAAGACUCACACAGGGGAGAUGCCAUAUAAAUGCUUAGAGUGUGGAAAGUGUUUUUCUCGAAAUAGUGACCUAAAUAGACAUAAAAAGAUACAUACUGGGGAGAAGCCAUAUAAAUGCUUAGAGUGUGGAAAGUGCUUCUCUCGGAAUGACCGCCUAAUUGUACAUCAAAGGAUUCACACAGGGGAGAAGCCAUAUAAAUGCUUGGAGUGUGGAAAGUGCUUUUCUUGGAACAUCAGCCUAAUUGCGCAUCAUAAGUUUCACAAAUGGGAGAAGCCAUAUAAAUGCUUGGAGUGUGGAAAGUGCUUUUCCCAGAAUAGUGUCCUAACUAAACAUCAGAAGAUGCACACUGGGGAGAAACCAUAUAAGUGCUUGGAGUGUGCAAAAUGCUUUUUGCAGAAAAGUGACUUAACAAGACAUCAAAAGACUCACAUAGGGGAGAAGCCAUAUAAAUGCUUGGAGUGUGGAAAGUGCUUCUCUCAGAAUGGCUCCCUAACUGCGCAUCAAAGAGUUCACACAGGAGAGAAGCCGUAUAAGUGCUUGGAGUGUGGAAAGUGCUUCUCUCAGAAUGGCCCCCUACGUGCACAUCAAAAGAUUCACACAGGGGAGAAGCCAUAUAAAUGCUUAGAAUGUGGGAAGUGCUUUUCUCAGAAUGGCCACCUAAAUGCACAUCAAAAGAUUCAUACAGGGGAAAAACCAUAUAAAUGCUUGGAAUGUGGAAAGUUCUUCUCUCGGAAUGGUAACCUAACUAUACACUUGAGAAUCCACACCGGGGAGAAGCCAUACAAAUGCUCGGAGUGCGGGAAGGGCUUCAGCCGGAGUGACCUCCUAGCUUCUCAUCAGAGAAUCCACACUGGGGAGAAACCAUACAGCUGUUCACACUGUGGGAAGAGUUUCUGCGACCUCUCAACCCUUAUUAAACAUCGGAGAAUCCACACAGGUGAGAAACCCUACACCUGCUUGGAAUGCGGGAAGUGCUUCAGCCAGAAGGCAAUCCUGACCUCACAUCAACGAAUCCACACUGGGGAGAAGCCACACAAAUGCCUGGAGUGUGGAAACAGCUUCAGCCGGAACACAUACCUGACUUCCCACCAAAGAAUCCACACAGGCGAAAGGCCAUUUAAAACUGUAAACUGCAGUGGGAGCUUUGCUGAACAACCAAACAUUUCUUACCCCCAGAGGAUUCAUGUAGGGUCUUCAGACUACAGUGAGGGCCUGGGCCAACCUCCAGUGUGCGUGACCCAGCAGAACCUGUUCACACUGAAUGAUGCUAUCAGCAUUUAUGAAUCGGAGGAAAAACCUUGUUUGGAGGCAGCAUCUUAUGGGACUGCAAAGCCUUCUGCAAAUUAACUGCUCAUUUGGUAGUCGGCAGCGAGCAAGCUUUGCUUCCCAGCAACCAGGUGAAUUCCCAUUCCUGUGGAAACGGAACCCCCACACACCACUGCUUUCUCAGAGAGAGAAGUUGUGAAUGCAAUUUCUAUUCUGUGCUGAUGCAAAGUGGGAGAAGGUCCAUGCAACUUCCGUUGGAUAACAAGCUGAUCUUUUCAGAUUUGUUGGGAAAGGGAAGAAGUUUCUUCAGCCCCAUGACAUUACCACCCAAUGUAUGGUACCCCCCACCUACUCCCCAAGUUAGAGGAAGUAGUAUGAUCCCUUAACUUUGAAUUGUGACUCAAUGACAAAUGGGGAAAGCCAAAAAAGACAGGGCAAAGUAGGUAAUAAUGCGUCUCUCGCCCCUAGCCAUAUUCUGCUUCAGGAUGGGGCAGAGGUAGUGACCGCUUUGUUCUCUUCCCUGGCUCCUGAGCUCUUUCUCUGCAAGCCAGAAGGGAAGGAAUGUGAUCUCCUGGUUUCUUCUGGCUCCUUUGGGUGGUGGUGGGACCAGCUGGAGUCAGGAGCAGUUUAGUCUAUGCAGAUAACAUUUGAAUUUCACCUGAACGGUUUCCAUUCACUUCCACGGGAGGAAAUAAAGGGGUCCACGUGGGGUCAGUGGUGGAGUAGCAGGAUGAGCUUUCUCCCAGCCCCAUAUUCCCCACCUUCCCCAACUGCAGACUUCAAAUAUCCUUCAAUUUGGUUUGACUCUCUUUGGUUUCUUUUUCCUUCACACACUUUUGACAGACGAGAGUGUGACUUGUAGAGUUAGGUGGCUUCACGUGUUUGCUUUUCUUGCUUAGAUGCUUUUAUUUCAUUUUUCUUUCUUUGCUGUCAUUUGUAGUUAGUUGUUUUAAGACAGAGUAGGACUGUCCUUUUGCAAUCUUGAUAAAGCGUACAGUUCCCCCUGCUCCCUGCAUGCCUUUCACCCUCGAGAUGACAAAGGCUUUGACCAAUAAAGUGAUGCAAAGUUUUUGCAAAAGGCAUGUACUUGGUUCACUCUUGUGACCUCGAGGCAUGAGAAUCUCUGGUCCUUGUUUCCCCAUGGAAGCCUUGCCCCCUCUGGACUUCCUUGCCACUUCCGUGUUUGGGUGGGCAUGUGAAUGAUGCUGUGCUCUGUUUGUCCUGCUUUCCACACUUGGCUGCCUUCUUUCCAACCUUUUUUGAGAGAGGUUGCAGUCAGAGUGCACUUGGGUGGCAGGUGGAUGAGAACAUGCACGUUUUGGUAGGUUUCAGCUGCAUCAAUAUUGUUUCCCUUACCUCAUUUCACAUGACCCCCAUUCUCACACACACACACACAAGCUAGAGACCCUUUUCAAGCUUUUAAAAAAAAACUGGAAAGAGCUAGACUGCUAUCACGUUAUAUUAUUAUAGCAAACUAUUUCAACGAUGUACUAGUUUUCAAGUUUCUUUAUCUAGGUUUUUUGUUGUGGAGUUAUAAAGGCAAAGGAGCAGUUUGAACUUUUCCUCUUAAAUCUGCCAUAAAGGUGGUAGAGACAUUUUUUUAACAAGAAAGCUGGAAACUGAUAGAAGGUCACUACAGCAUUAUAAUGAUCUAUUGCAAGGGUCUGCAACCUGCAAUUGGCCAUGCUGGCAGGGGCUGAUGGGAAUUGUAGUCCAUGAACAUCUGGAGAGCCACAGGUUGCAGACCCCUGAUCUGUUGCCUGUUAUUUGUGAUUCUUUGUAAAAGCCCACAUAAAUCUUUCUGGUUGUAUGAAGACAGUGGAAGCCUCGAAGGGAAGGCAAGUUCAGGGGAAAUGUUGAUGUCAUUCUAUUUCUACUGCAAACACCUGUGCAAUAGAGAAUCAUCUUCAUGUGGAA
Molecule: messenger RNA, 4742 nt
Organism: Sphaerodactylus townsendi
Lineage: Eukaryota; Metazoa; Chordata; Lepidosauria; Squamata; Sphaerodactylidae
Product: zinc finger protein 665-like
Exons: 6
Coding region: 63-2906 (947 amino acids)
Biological process (GO): regulation of cytokine production; regulation of immune system process; negative regulation of transcription by RNA polymerase II
Source: RefSeq, a predicted model, not a curated record